GAUACGAACAACUGUUUAUGUAAACUUUCUGUCAAGCGAAUACAGUACAAUGGUGUUUCGAAAUACUCUUAUUGUGAUUUGAAAAUGUGCCAAUAGAUUAUAAUAUAAUAUUAAUUGUUAACAGUGCUGUUUCGUUUCUGGAUUUAUACCAGUUUUAAGUGUUACCUAGGAAAGUGAUACAUGUUGAUUAAAAAAACAACAGGGUGAUAACGUACAACGUCCUGCUUUUUUAAUUAGUUUUUUAUAUUUGCCAAACUUUUUCGUUAGAAAUGUAUAACACGGUUAUUUAUAAAAUCAUUGCAGUGCUAUGAACAAGGUUUCUAAAAAGUUGGUUCUGUAAUUCGAACUUAAUAUCGAAAAUGUAUUUUGUCAUUUUAAAAUAAUGUUAGCGCAGCCAAAAAAUAGAGUGCAAGCUAUUAAAAGUAAAUUUGAGAAUUUGAAAACCGAAAACGAAGUGCUAGUCGCCAGGAAGUCGAACCAUCUGAACAAACAGUUUAUCCAAACGGUGCAGUCUAAACGUAAUGUAAAUAUUGAAAAUAACGUAUCAAAACCCAGCUUUGAAAACAAAACCGUCGAUGAAUGGUCGCCUGAACCGAAUACUAGUUACUUAUACAGCAAAAGCGACGUUAAAAGGUCUUUGAGUGACACAAAAACGUCUCUUACUCGACAAAUAAGUGAUCCGGGCAAGAAGUUACACAGAAGUCAUGCAUUUCGUUGUGACCGUAGUCAGAAAAUCAACCAGAGUCCCAAACGUCAUGGCAGCUGUAAUGGAAGGUCCGAAACCAGUGACUUCACAUUAAAAAUGGGUGACAGAAAACUUAGCAAGGAGCGAUUGAAGCUCCUCGGUAAUUUCCUAGAAGAACAAAUGAAGAAAGAGAACUUUGUACCUCCUGAUUGCAUCAAUUCAGGGGAUGAUGUUGAUGCUAAAGUAUCAGAUUCCAUUCCGGACUCCGAGGUUCCCAAACACAUUCUAGAUCAAUAUGCGAAGGUAGUGAAAAAUAAGAACUCAGAUAACCGUCAGGACUCCAUGACUGACAGUGGAGUCAGUUCAGAAACUGAGAACAUUGAAGAGGAAAAAAACAAAAUAAAGAAACUCGUCUCCCAAUACGAGCAACCUCCAACCGAAGAUGUGCAGCCUAACUUAGAAGCCAUGAACGAUAUAUCCGCUUCCAGUGAAACUAUGAAACUAGAACGGAAGAAUCCUCAUCUCAUCCUGACCGAUACUCUGAAGAAGGCUUUGAAACAACCUCUACCACCCGGACCGCCGCCUAAAAAACCUCCAAGAACCUUCGGUGUCCCAGCAAUACAAGAAUCUCCGGAGAAGAAAGACACUAAGAAAAUGCUUGAAAAACUCGAACUUGUAUUACAGAAACGAGAAGCAGUUCAGGAUAAGACUAUAUGUGAUGUAGCUAAAACGGAACAGUCCAAACCACCAAAGGAAAUUCACUAUCUGUGCACUGAACUGCUCGAUAUCACACAGAGGAGCCUGAAUCCUGUGAAUCAAUCCCUUCGGGAUCCAUUGUCCAAAUGCUUUAACUCCUUAAACUGUGCCAUAAUCAACAAUUCCACUCUAAGCUUGCCAUACACUCGACUAAGUGCCGAAGCUUGUCGCACAUGCAGCAACGAGCAGUUGAAUUCAGACAGGAUAAGCACAUUUCUAUCAGAGAAAUGCUCGAAAUGCCAGUCCAAUGACACAACCGACGGCUUCAAAUGCCAUUUAAGUUGUAAAUGCCGCGAGGAGAAGUCGGAGUUCUUUGUCAAUGAACACAUAUAUGAUGUGCCGUUUGUUGAAGUUAAGUGUAAAAGUGAAUAUGGUGCAUUGAACGCUGUCCAGAGCAGGAGUCUGGAAGACUUGAAGGUAGCUGAUGAGGAGAAAAUUUACGACCUGCCCUGCGAGGAAUCGAGGCCGCAGACGCCGGAAGCUAAAUCGGAAUUCCAGAAGCUCAGAGAUAAUUUCGAGAAGCCCAAAGAAACGACGGUCCCACUGAAAAUUUGGAAGUCAUCUGAGAACGUGUCCAAGGACUUCAGGAUAGCGAAGAUCGCUGUGGAAAAGAAGUUCUCCACGGAUGUCAAGAGAUAUAGGAAGAAUGUCACGAGUCUGCCAAAGAGAGAUAAUCAGUUGGAUGUAGACAGGGAGAAUUUGAACCGUCUCAUGACGGAAAUAUACGAAACUGUGACAGCUGCCUGCAACAUGGAGGAAAAUAAACCGGGGAGCUUCCCCACAGACCUGUCCGACACCAGUGAAGAAUCAGUGAAAUUAACAAGAAGUCUGACAGAGAAGCGUAAGAAUUACGUCCGGCGGGUGUCAUCCCGCGUAGCGUAUUUGGACAAAAAUGCAAAGAAUCACAGAUUCAGACACCAGACAUCUAUUUGUUCAUACAAGUCGGAGAUCAUAGACAAUCCAUAUUCCACCUUCCGUUCCUGGAAGAGCUUCAGGUCGUCCCAGGGCAACUUGAGCAGGAUGAAAAACGACAGCGAUUCCAUAGAUUCCAAACAGAAUCUGACGGAUUCCAGCGGGAACUUGAUAACGAAUGUGGAGGAUAUGGACAAUAUGAGUAUAGAUGAGAAAAUGGGCUGUGUGGACAUCGACUUGCCGUUUGAGCCGAGGGAGAGAGGCCUGUUCAACUUCUGCCUUCUCGUCGGUUUGAACUACAUGACCGGAGAAGCCUACGUCAAGAGCGUGUUCCCAAAUCAGGUCCAAGUUCCACCGCACAUUGAAAAUCUGAUUUUCCCUGAGACGAUAAGCUCUAGCGGCGUAACGGAUACAGAGAAGAUCACACAGAGUUACUCGUUAGUGCUGACAGACGAGAGGGGAGAGAGAUCUUACGGUUAUUGUCGCCGAGUGCUGCCUGAGGGCGCUACAACCUGCCUACCCCUCUGUUACUGCCUCAUCGGCAAGUAUAGGGCGCCUGGGUUCUACUAUAAGAUACUUCAAGAAAUAGAAUCUCACCACGGCAGCUCUGAUGUAGAAAUGAACACGAUACUGCAGCAGUUGUUCGAGACGGAUUUCCCCAGUCCCGGGGAGAACAUAACCGUAGUGCACACUGACGACGCCGCGAAGAACAGGUCCAGGACACUCCCUAGCAGGAGAGCAUCCGACAGACAAGUACCAGGCGCUGGGAACUCCUUACCGGAACAUUACGAUGCCCAAAAUAACAACGAGCCGAACAAAUAUGACCACACGGGCCGGCCAAGAUGCAGAACAAUCAAGAUGGCGUUAGAUCCUCGAGCUGAAGAGAACAGUCUGUCCGUUAUGCUGGAUCAGCUGGGGGCUGGACUGGCGAUCAAGGUUUUCGGUUCACUACUCCUGGAGAGGAAGGUCAUCAUCAUGGGGGAUCAGCUCAGCAUAAUAUCGUCGUGCCUGGAGGCGCUCCAGCACGUGCUGUAUCCCUUCGUGUGGCAACAGCCUCUGAUAUCAGCGAUCCCGGAACAGAUCGCUGGCGAUGUGCUCAGCGCUCCGCUGCCCAUGCUGGCGGGAAUGCUGGAACAUUCAGCUAUGGGCCUGCAGGACGGCAUGUUGAUAGACUUGACAAAUCCGUCGAAGGUGCUGUUCUACCAGGGGGACGAGUCCACCAUACUCCCGACGUCCGCCUAUAAGUUACUCAAAACCUCACUACACAUGGAGAGCCUCAAACACAAGGACAAGUCCGAGGACACCAAGACGAGGAAUGUCAUGAUAUCGGAAGCGUUCCUGAGGUUCUUUGUUGACAUUUUGGGUGAUUUCUGGAGAUUUUUCACGUUGGGCGAACUCAAGGAUGGAGAUCUGGGGAAGAAUGGCGUAAUUUUUGAUAAAGACUCAUUCGUGAAGCAGACCUCCUCCAAGCAGAACCAGUACUUCCUGGAGUGGUUCACGGAAACGGCUAUGUUCAACCACUUCAUACAAAAUAUGGCCGUCUGCUACAAAACCGCGCCGCACGCUACACCGUCCGGCUACCACAGCAAUCUAGACAGCAACCUAGCGGAUCUAGUAGAUCUAGUCGACACACCGCUGCCGAACUUCUACGAGCUGUUCUUCGAAAGGAUAAAAAGUCGAUCGAAAUCGCAGAACGGCGACAAGUUAAAUUAUAAGAACGCAGUUAACAAGAAAGUUAAAAUGUUGAAGACUAAGCUGAGAGAUCUGGUCGCUUGAAUCUAGACACGACGAGUCAGUCAGGUUUAUUCGUCGAGUCUGUUUAGACUUCCACUCGGUACUAUUAGGUCGGUAAUCUAGAUGCCAAGUAAGUAACGUUCGGUCGAGUCAAUCUAGACAUAUCUAAUUCUAGAUCAGCCGACAGACUACUGUCUGUUUGGCCGUCUUAACCUAGAUAUCCCCGCUCACCAUACCAUAUGGUUACUCCAAUCUAGAUUUUAAUUUAUCUAGUAUUAUUUUGGCCUGAAUAUUUAUGUUUACUCGCUAGUGAUUAUUACAAAAUGUCUAAGUUUUAUACAUUUUUAUUUUUAAUUCGUCAGGUAAUCAUUAGAUUUAAAUUAAUUUUUUAAGACGGUUCUCAGUGUGGCGAUUUUAUUGAUAUUUAACUGAGAUCUUUUUGAUUGUAGAAAAAAAAUAUAUUUUGUUAGAGAUGUAGCUUGGAAAGUAACUCGAAAGAAUGAGCAUGUUGUCGAAAAAAAAAGGUUUUGGGUAACUUUGGAACGAUCUGGACAAACAGACACACAGUCACAUCAGAGCAUGUAGUAUUAUUUCAGCACUCAAUAUUUCAAGGCCAGGCCGCGAGUGUGUCCGCGCCCUAAAGCUGAAUUAACGUUCAUGAAACUCCGGACACAGUUAGCGACGGACGGAAGGGCCUUUUGAUUGAAAUGUUUUAAUACAUCCUGAUCUUUGUCGACUAGUUUCUUCUGUAAGCCAACGGUACUAGUAUUGAAUUAAUUUUAGCUAUUUAUAUAUGAAUGGGAUGAUUGGUACUUAAAAAACAAGAGGAAUAUUUUAUAUAUAUAUAUAGAUAUAUAUAUAUAUAUAUAUAUAUAUAUUUCCUAUUAAAUGAAAAAUAUUCCUCUCUAAAGUCGGUAUCUGUAGCCCCUUGUCCUCAGGCGGGCGAGCAUCACAGUAGAUAUGUUUUGUAUAUAAUCUAAGAAAAUUAGACAAACAUUCCUUAACUAUGUAUUUUUAACAAAAUAUUUACAUAUAAUAUUAUUUGUAGAAAUUUCAUAAGUGCCUUCAUAUUUCUAGUGCUGUUAAAUAUGCUUAAAAAUACACAGACUUCUUAAAAUAUAUAUAUAUAUAUAUAU
Danaus plexippus (monarch butterfly) is the source of this 5223-nucleotide messenger RNA. RefSeq lists its product as uncharacterized. The record is from RefSeq and is a predicted model, not a curated record. NCBI's taxonomy places the organism in Eukaryota, Metazoa, Arthropoda, Insecta, Lepidoptera, Nymphalidae. The transcript has 11 exons. The coding region runs from base 383 to 4129 and encodes 1248 amino acids.